AUGGUGGACCAAAACUUUGCCGUGAACCGCGGGUUUCGGUCCGAAACGAUGGAGCAAGGGAGGCCGAAGCGACAGAAAACGUGGUCGAAAAUGAGGCGACGUGUCCCGGACGGAGACGGCAAUAACGUAUUUCGACGCGCGGUCGACACAAGCCAUAAUAAUGGCGUUGCCGCGGGCGUCGCGCGGCAGGCCAAACAUGAAAUCCAAGCUGACGGACGACUAAAGUUCGUGGGGAAUAGGCAAGGGUUAGAGCGGUGCCCGAGAGGAGGCGGUGAUCUUUGUGCGCUCGAAGUCGCAGUUAGCGACGUAGCGCACAACGGAUUUGUACAUGCGGGGCCAACAGUAAGAACGCGCCAAGACCGCGUGCAUUUUGUCGAGGCCAAAAUGGUCCCCACUGGGGGAGUCGUGGUACGACCGAAGGAGGGUGAGGCACAGCUGCGCGUCGCCGGGCACGACAAUGCAAGGGGGCGAGUCCGUGGUGGGUAG
Molecule: messenger RNA, 486 nt
Organism: Aphanomyces astaci
Lineage: Eukaryota; Oomycota; Saprolegniomycetes; Saprolegniales; Verrucalvaceae
Exons: 1
Coding region: 1-486 (161 amino acids)
Source: RefSeq, a predicted model, not a curated record